This is a messenger RNA of Clunio marinus, 1955 nucleotides long. Lineage: Eukaryota; Metazoa; Arthropoda; Insecta; Diptera; Chironomidae. The record is from the annotation of a GenBank genome assembly.
GUAUAACAAAGUCAUCAACCCUGUUUGUUAUCUACUUAAAUUUUUUAAAAUUACAAUGUUUAGAUAAUUAUUAAAUUGACGAUUCUGUUUCAUUCGGGUAAUGUCAAUCGUCAAUCUUAUCUUUUAACUAUAAGCAGUAGUAUAUUCAAACCAUUAUACCUGAAAGAGUUUAUUAAUAUCUUGAUCAACACUGGCAUAACGUAAAAUAUCUGCAAUAAAUUAAUGAUAAACAACUCUACAAGUAAUUAGCAGAAAUUUUAGUAAAAUGAACUUCAAUCAACAAGAUGUGGUGCAUUCAAAUUUAACGUUGCCGUAUUAUGUGCAAGAGUUUAUUGAAACCAAACAUUUUCAACGUUUAAAGAACAUUAAACAGUUGGGUGUAACAAAUGUCAUAUUUAAAACGGCAACCUCAGGAAGAGCUCAACACUGCAUUGGAACUGCUUACUUAUGCAAAUGUCUUCUUGAUACACUUGAAAAAAAUUCAAAAUUUAAAAUUGACGAGCUGCACAAGAAAUGUGUUGUUCUUGCAGGAUUACUACACGACAUUGGCCAUGGACCUUUCUCUCAUCUUUGGGAAGGUGUCGUGAGAGAAGGAAAAUAUAAAACUUGGACUCAUGAACAGCAAUCGAUAGAAAUGAUAAAUCACAUGGUUACCUCAUACAAUAUAAAACUUGACAAUUCUCCAGAAAAUCAUGAAUACGCAUUGAAACUCAUCUUCUCAUUGAUAGCUGGUGAUGCCAAGAGUUGGACUCAGUUAUUAAAGCCACAAGAAAUCUUCUUAACGGAAAUUGUCAGCAACAAAUUUUGCAACGUAGACGUUGAUAAAUGUGAUUAUUUAUUGCGUGACACUCAUUAUGUCAGAUCAAUGGUAGAGGUCAAGCCGUUUAUCGAAUUUCUAACACGUGCUAAAAUUGUUUAUGAUGACGAUGGGACAUCACACAUUGGAUAUCAUGAAAAUGACUUUCAUCUCAUUGAAAAUAUGUUUUUCAAUCGCGCUUACUUUCACAAUAAUAUUUAUCAACAUUACAAAGUAGUUGGCGUUGAGAAAAUGGUUAGAGAUAUUCUUGUGAAAUGCGAUGCUGGUGGUUUUAUGUUAUCUGAUCAUCGGUUGAGUGAAGUCCAGUCCGAUCCUUCCAAGUACUUGAGUCUCGAUGAUUCAGUUUUGGAACAGAUUAAAGACAGCAAUCUCGAUAAUCAGCUUAUGAACGAUGGAAAAAAGAUUUACGAAAAUCUUACUAAAGGAAAGCUUUAUACUAUGGUUUGGGAAAACUUGGACGAAGAUAAAACAAUCUUCAAAGCUUUGAUUGAUAAAUUCGGUACCAUUUUCUGUGAAGUUCGAAAACUUAUUCCAUCAGCUGAAGUUCCCUUGAACAUUCCGCUUUAUAAUGAUCAAGGAACAAGAACAAGUAAGAAAAGCAACUUAAAAUUAAGUUUCAAAUCAACGCUCAUUUACUGUGUUGAUGCAGAUGACGUUACUGUUAAUAACGUUAAAAACUUUUUAAACUCAUUAAACAACAAUAUGUGAAAAAAAAACUUAAAAUCAAAAACAAAAAACAAGCCAAGGGAUAAUUAGACUAAUAAGAUUUUUAAUUAAUUUUGUGAUUCCUGCUGACAUCACACUAAAUAUUAAAACAGCUUGAAAUAAUAUUUAGUUGCAGUAUUAGAAAGAAGACAAAACAUACCUCUGAAACUUUUGCUAAAUUCAUGGAAAAAAAUCCCAAAAAAUCCCUUGAAAAUAUAAAUACCUAAGAUUAAAAGAAAUCUAAUGAGACUCGUAAAUAUAAUAAAACAAAAAGAUUUUAUUUAUUUUUUAAAAGAGAAGACGAAUAUCUGCAUGUAUUCGUUUCAUAUGAAAAGAUAAAAAUAAAGAUCAAGUAGAAGAAAAUGAAACUUUGUUGAUGUUAUUUAUUUGGAUACACGUUUUCAUUUUAAAAAUAAAAUUUCAUUCAACAAAC